Gasterosteus aculeatus aculeatus (three-spined stickleback) is the source of this 1506-nucleotide messenger RNA. RefSeq names its product annexin A2-A. Gene Ontology annotation, molecular function: phosphatidylserine binding; cytoskeletal protein binding; calcium ion binding. Lineage: Eukaryota; Metazoa; Chordata; Actinopteri; Perciformes; Gasterosteidae. The record is from RefSeq and is a predicted model, not a curated record. Gene Ontology annotation, cellular component: vesicle membrane; nucleus; plasma membrane.
UGAAAAGGGGAGGGGAAGGGGAAGUCUUUUUCUAGCAGAAAAGUUGAACCUUCACACCCAUUCCAUUUAAACGUUGCCUGGAAAAACCUCUGCUUCACCUCAUCGCUGGCUGCCUACUCGGGACGGUCACAAUGGCUAUGGUAUCAGAGAUCCUGGGACAACUCUCGCUCAACAUCGGGGCCCGUGAACCCACUUUCCCCACCGUGGUACCCGCUAAGGACUUUGACCCUGACAAAGAUGCUGCCAGGAUCGAGACUGCUAUCAAAACUAAAGGGGUGGAUGAACAGACCAUCAUUGACGUCCUGACAAAGCGGACCUACUCCCAGAGAACCGAAAUCGCUUUUGCGUAUGAAAAGAGGGCAAAGAAGGACAUGGUCUCCGCCCUGAAGGGAGCGCUGUCUGGCUCUCUGGAAACCGUGAUCCUUGGAUUGAUGAAGAGCACGACCCAGUAUGACGCCUCAUUGAUCAGAGGCUCCAUCAAGGGUGCAGGAACCGAUGAAGAGACUCUGAUUGAGGUCUUGUGCUCGCGCAGCAACAAUGAGCUGGUGGAGAUCAAGAAGGUCUACAUGGAGCUGUUCAAGAAGGACCUGGAGAAAGACGUGGCAGGCGACACCUCGGGGAACUUUGCUAAGCUGCUCUUGGCUCUGGUGCAGACCAAGAGAGCAGAACCGUCCUCUAUUGUGGACUAUGAAAAGAUUGACGAAGAUGCCAGAGCCCUCUAUGAAGCCGGGGUGAAGAUAAAAGGAACCGAUGUGCCAACCUGGAUCUCCAUCAUGUCUGAGAGGAGCGUACCCCACCUGCAAAAGGUGUUUGAAAGGUACAAGAACUACAGCCCCUACGACAUGCAGGAGAGCAUUGUGAAAGAAGUUAAAGGAGACCUGCAAAAGUCCUUCCUGGUGCUAGUUAAGUGCUUUGAAAACAAACAGCUGUACUUUGCCAGCAAACUGAAUGAAGCCAUGAAGAGCAAAGGCGCCAAAGAGAAGUCGGUGACCAGAAUCAUCGUGUCGCGCUGUGAGGUGGACCUGAAAAAGAUCUGCUCCGAAUACAAAACUAACUUUGGAGAGUCUCUGCAGAAGACUAUUCUGGAACACACCAAGGGAGACUACCAGAAGGUGCUGCUCGGCCUGUGUGGACCGGAGGAGUGAAAUGAAUCACCCGUAUCAAAAGGGCCUCACUGCGCACCUCUGGAAAGGAGAACUGGAAACAUACAUAUAAAUGCGACGUUGAAGGAGAUGAGUUUGUGUCUCGAUAGAUGAAGAAUCUGUAUUAAAGCUUACUUUUGUUACGCCAAAGAAGCCUCUUUGUUGGAGUAUCAGUCUUCACUUUCUCUAUGUACGUUUAGUUCAUAGUACAUUGUUGUGUGUUGAUAACGUAGAUGACCUCUAGAGAGCGCUGUAGUAAAGCAAGAGCACGCUGCUGUGUCUCAGGCCUCAUAUCUUCAUAUCUGCCGAAGAAACGCAGAGAAUUAGAAAUAUUGAUUAUAAUAAAGUAAUUCAUCUCAAAGUA